AUGGAAAAUUUAGAUAAUGGAACAAAUAGUAAUAAUGGUAAUAAGGUAUCAGUAAGAUUUAUUAUUGAUAGAAAACAUCAAUUUGUUUGUUUAUUGGAAAAAGAAAUGACAUUUAAAAAAGUAGAGGAUUAUUUAAUUUUAAAUAAACCAAAAGAGUUAUUUAGUAAUGAAAUUGAAAAUUCAAAAAAUAAAGAAGAAGAAGAAACCAAUUUCAAAUUUCUUUAUUCUGGUAAAUUAUUCAAUUAUAAACAAACAAUAAAUGAUUUAAUUAAAACACAAAAUAAAUAUCCAUUAAAUUGUCAACUAGUUUUAGUUAAAAAGAAACAACAACAACAACAACAACAACAUUCAACAAACAAUAAUAAUAAUAAUAAUAUUAGCAAUACAGCUAAUAAUAAUAUUGAAAUUCAUUUUCAUGGUUGUUUCUUUGAUUAUGAUGAAUUUCAGCAAAUUGAUUCAAUUUUCACAAAGAAUGAAAAGAAGAAUGAAAAUAAUAAUAAUAAAAAUGAAAAUAGUUUUAUUAGUUUACAAUUUUUAAAUCAAUUUUUACAUAGUUAUUGGGAGUAUUUAAUUCAAAGACAACCAGAUUUAAUUCAACCUUCAUCAAAUAGAAAUUUCCCAACAGAGAAAUUAUCAUUAAUUUUAAGAAAUGUUUUAAAAGUACCCUCAUUAAAUUCAGAAACGUCUAUAAAUAGAGACCAAUUUAGAAUCAUUUUUUAUUUAUUCACUUCAAAUUCUGAAACUACAAUUUGUCCAAAUGGUACUUAUAAUAUAAUUUUAAAAAUGAUUGAACAAUAUCAUCCAACAAUUAUUGAAGAAUAUUCUGAAAAUAAUAAUAAUAAUAAUAAUAAUAAUAGUAAUGAAAAUAAUAAUAAUAUUCCAUUUAAUAUAGAGGAAUUUAAUAAAAUUUUUAAAUUAGUUUUAUCAAUUCAACAACAAACAAAUUCAAAUAUUAAUAAUUCAAAUCAAAAUGAAAAUGAGAAUGAAAAUGAAAAUGAUCAACCUUUAUUAUCUUGUAAAAAUAUUGAACUUUUAUUUUAUUUAUAUACUGCAAAUAUAGUUUUAAAAAAAAAAGAAAGAGAAAGGGAAGAAAGAGAAAAAGAAAAAGAAAAAGGAAAAAAUAAAGAAAAUAAGAAUGUCACUGUUCCAACUUUAUAA
This is a messenger RNA of Dictyostelium discoideum AX4, 1158 nucleotides long. RefSeq lists its product as hypothetical. The record is from RefSeq and is a predicted model, not a curated record. The transcript has a single exon. The coding region runs from base 1 to 1158 and encodes 385 amino acids. NCBI's taxonomy places the organism in Eukaryota, Evosea, Eumycetozoa, Dictyosteliales, Dictyosteliaceae.